Messenger RNA from Trichoderma atroviride IMI 206040, 1460 nucleotides. RefSeq lists its product as uncharacterized. NCBI's taxonomy places the organism in Eukaryota, Fungi, Ascomycota, Sordariomycetes, Hypocreales, Hypocreaceae. Gene Ontology annotation, molecular function: N-acetyltransferase activity. The record is from RefSeq and is a predicted model, not a curated record.
AUGGCAAGUAUCCGACAGCUUGAAAAGCUGCGGCCAUUAGGCAAGCUCGAGCAAGUGUCAGCGACUUGUCACCAUCUGGGCUUCUUCAACAAUGUCGGUCUGUCGGUUCACUACAGACUGUCUCAACUCUUCCCACCCAUCACUUUCGACCUUUGUGAUCUCAUCCACUUGGCUGUGGGAAAGGUCGUCCAAAAGUAUCGCAUACUCAGUGCCAUACCUAUCAACGAAGACACUCCCGAUGCGCAUUUUGCUUCACUUCUUUCAGUAGAUCUAAGUCGAAGCAUCAAGUUCCUCACGCGCUCCCAACCUUGGAAUGAUCUUGGGGAAGCUGAAGACCGCGAGCUCGAUGCGAUUCUUGAAGACCAGCAUAAUACCGAUUUCAAAACCGGCUAUGGCACGGAGCCAUUUUGGCGCAUCGUUGUGCUACAAAGCGCUGAGCAAAAGAUGGACUUUACGGUGUCCUUCAUCUACCAUCAUGCCAUUGGAGAUGGCGUGUCUGGAUUGGUGUUUCACAAAAAUUUCCAUGAUGCACUCGAGGUUCUUUCUUCCACACCUGCGCCUUGCUUUAGAAGAGAAGAGACAGUGGUGCCGAAGGAAGAUGCAAAGAUUCCUCCCGCCCUCGGGCAACUGCAUCCUCUUCCAAUCAAUCCAGCGCCUCCUGCCAAUGCCACUGGGUCUUUUAAUCAGUGGACAGGUAACUGUAUUCAACAUCCCUGCAAGUCUCGUUGGACUUCUCUCCAUCUCCCACCAAUUGUCUCCAAAUCCUUCUUCCUCAAAUGCAAGCAGAAUGGACUGUCUGUAACAUCCGUAGUCUCAUCUACUCUUGCCACGGUGCUGUUCGAUAUUCUUCCCCUUGAUGUUGGGGCUCUCACCUGUAUCAUUCCCAUUAACCUUCGCCCAUGGCUUCAAUUGCCCCGAGAAGUCGGUGAUGAUGCACUUGGAACAUACUUCGAUGCUACCAGAGUGUUGUUCAAACGGCCAGAGCAGAUUCCCAACAACCCCCAUUCGGUCAACGAUGUAUGGAUCGCCGCUAGGAAAGUCUCAGGUAUAGUGAACGACUACCUGAGCAAUGUUUCGCCUUCUGGAGAACCUUACACAGCCGUUUCUGCUCUUGAGACUAUUCCUAAUGUCUCUACCAUCUUCAAGCCAAUGAUUGGGGAACCUCGGGACGCAGCAUUUGAAGUCACAAACGUCGGAAUUUUUCCCACCCGCGCUACUCCAGAGACAAAUGAAGCUUCCAUCUGGCAAGUUGGGAAAGUAGUUCUCAGUCGAAGCUCUCUGGUCACUGGUGCCGCAGUCACUGUCAGCGUUGCUACCGGCGGAGAUGGUUCAAUGACAAUUGGAUACAGCUGGCAAGAGGGCGUCGUGAGCGACGAUCUGGUUGAAAAGAUCAACCAGCUUGUUGGAGAAUGCCUGAAAGAAAUUUGAGCAGACAAGUGGUUAGCACACUGAGAUGUCGG